AAAAAGAAAUGAGUUCCUAUUUUGUCAAUUCACUCUUCUCCAAGUACAAAGCAGGGGAAUCUUUGCGCCCCAAUUACUAUGAUUGUGGCUUUGCCCAGGACCUAGGAGGCAGACCAACAGUGGUGUAUGGACCCAGUGCUGGGGGCACUUUUCAACACCCUAGCCAAAUUCAGGACUUUUACCACGGAACGUCGUCCCUUUCCUCGCCCCCUUACCAGCAGAAUCCCUGCGCUGUAACCUGUCAUGGGGACCCCAGCAGCUUCUACGGAUACGACCCUUUGCAAAGGCAGAGCCUGUUCAGCAGCCAGGAUUCGGAUCUAGUGCAAUACACCGACUGUAAGCUGACCUCAGCCGGCCUGGGGGAAGAAGCAGAGAGCUCAGAGCAGAGUCCUUCACCCACACAGCUCUUUCCCUGGAUGAGACCACAAGCAGCCGCUGGACGCAGGAGAGGUAGACAGACCUACAGCCGCUACCAAACCCUGGAGCUGGAGAAAGAAUUCCUCUUCAACCCUUACCUUACCCGCAAGCGGCGGAUUGAGGUGUCUCACGCUUUGGGACUUACGGAGAGACAGGUUAAAAUUUGGUUCCAGAACAGGAGGAUGAAAUGGAAAAAGGAGAACAACAAAGAUAAGUUCCCCAGCAGCAAAUGUGAGCAGGAGGAACUGGAGAAACAGAAAAUGGAGAGAUCACAAGACACUGAUGAGCCUCUGGAUGGACAAAAGGGCGAGAAGAGCCUGGACUGAGAAGCCCCCAUUGAUAAAGCCACUUGUCUCCAGCUCUCCCCUGCUGUCGUCCAAUGUUCCUGGAAUUAAGAUACGGAAGGGGGCACAAUGUUGCUGUAAAAGAUGUAGCUGUAAAUCGCCCCUUCUCUGUAAACUCAUCCUGUUUGAUACCUAAAUGACCGGUGCCCCUAAGAACCAGGAAACCUGCUGUCUUCCUACCUGGUAGGGGAAGGGGGGAGGUGGGGGGAGAGGAAAUGACUUUCUAGUGUCUGUGUAUAACGCAAUAGCUUUUGUGGAUCAUAACUUGGGGGUUUUGUUUUUUUUUGGUGGGGAAGGUUUGCUCUAGAAGUUUUUGUGUGCACUAUUUCUCUAUGUGGUUUAUUGUAUUUUCUUUCUAUAAAACAACAGACAAAAAAACAGACCAACAACAUGAAACUGCCUAAUUCAGCUGUAGUCCCCCCUCUCUAACACAUUGCUAGAUGCCCCCUCUUGUUUUGUCCCUGGCACCCCGCAUUCUCUGUGUGUGCGAGGAUGUAGUUAGCAUGCGCCCAGUGAAAAGCCACUUGUGAUUUUUUAGGGUUACUGUGAACAGACUGUAUACUGUA
Molecule: messenger RNA, 1327 nt
Organism: Nanorana parkeri
Lineage: Eukaryota; Metazoa; Chordata; Amphibia; Anura; Dicroglossidae
Gene: HOXB8
Product: homeobox B8
Exons: 2
Coding region: 9-743 (244 amino acids)
Biological process (GO): regulation of transcription by RNA polymerase II
Cellular component (GO): nucleus
Molecular function (GO): DNA-binding transcription factor activity, RNA polymerase II-specific; RNA polymerase II transcription regulatory region sequence-specific DNA binding
Source: RefSeq, a predicted model, not a curated record